CACAUACCUGCCAUCAAUGUCUAUGCAUUUGAUAUGUAUGAAACAAGAAGGCUACUUUUUAGGGUUGUGGAGCAAUGUUCCAGCAAAGAUCUUACUACUGCAGUGUUAAUUUUGUACUACUGCGCUCAGAAAAAUUGGUCGUUUGUGAACAUUUUAAAAUUGUGCAGAAGCUUGGUAAAUUAUACCAAGAGCCGGCAGGUCAGAAAGGUAAUAAUUGGAACUUUAAAAACUAUACUGGCCAACAGAAAUGAAUCAUUCUGGUCUGUCUAUUUCGUUGUGCUUGAUGCGAUGGAAGAACCUCAGUUCCAUCUUGUGGAGCCAGUACUGCCAAGAAUUAAUAUUCUUUUGGAUGAAUUUUUGAAGCUGGACCAAGUCGGUGACAAAACUUUUUAUUGGGAAUGGAUUGAAGUAUUAUUGGCUAAAGGUCUUCUUCAUCCUAAUGGCUGGAUUCGGAACUGGACAAUAAUGAGGAUUAUUUCUAUUGAUCCGAAUGAUUUCCUGUUCAGUCAGUCAGUAUCUGUCAACCCAGCAAAAUUUUUUGUUACUCCGUCUACAUUAUUUUACCAAUUUUGGUGUUCUCGUUUACUGUUGGCAGACUCUUUGCGGUUUAGCUUUCUUAUGAUCAUUUAUCAGAUUCUAUUGCAGGAAAAUCGUGAAGUUGUUUACCACUGGUGUCUCAAAAAAAUUACCGACACAGCACAACAGUAUUCAGUGAAACUUUUGGAGGAAUGGAUUUUAAUAAAAUUGUUGUGUACGCAACCGAAGCUAAUUGAAGACUUCACUAAUCAGGAACGAACGGAUACAAUUUCCUUCUGUUUCCAAUCUUUUUUGCCGUGGUGUACUGCACAGAAUUUUUCAAUUCGUUGCUCUGCUAUUGCUGCUUUACGGUGCUUGUGGGUUAGUUCAUCCGCAUUACUUCGUGAAAAUUCGGAGCACAUAAGAAGGGUUAUCACCUUUGACGCAGAACCGGCAGGGAAUGCUAGACGUAUUGUAGAAACGCUCUGCAACGACUUUUAUUUCUCGGUGUUUCACCCUGAAGAAAAUUACAAUUUGCAAGUUAUAUGUGACAUAUUUCCGCGUAAAACAGGGUUACCAGACGAAGAAACAAUCCCGCCAACUAUUUUUCCAGAUGUUUUUUUUAUAAACGAAGUUCCUUUUGUUCUUUAUGAAGCUAGUGGUACUCUGGAAGCAGCCCCAUCGUUGGUAUUCUCAGUAAAAUUCUCCUUCAAUUGUGCAUGUUUUGCAAAACGAUCUGAUAAACAAAGCCUAUUAAAUUUCACUGCUCAGAAAGAGUUGGGCGACUUAUCCGGUGAUGAUGUGCAAAGGAAACUCUGUGCCGCAAGAGGCAAAUGGCGGAGACCUGAAGGAAAAUCGUUGGUUGUGGUUGCAUCACUGGUCAGCAAGGCAACUAAUUUAGGAGGUCUCUGUCGGACCUGUGAAGUUUUUGGCGUCGAGAAACUUGUUAUUGCCGACUUGAAUGUAUUAAAUGAUCAGAACUUUAAAGCGUUAAGCACUUCUUCUGAGAAGUGGGUUGAUUUCGUAAAACCUAGUGAAUUAAUCGAUUACUUGAAAACUCAACGUGAUCAAGGAUAUACGAUAAUUGCUGCAGAACAAUCAACAGGGAGCGUUUACUUUAACAACUUCAAGUAUCCAAAGAAGUGGACAGAAUCUUGUUUUAGAGACGAGAGAGAAGGUAUACCUGUGCACUUGAUUCGGUUUGUGGACAGUACAGUUGAAAUACCUCAAACCGGUCAAACUCGUAGCUUAAACGUUCAUGUUACGGGGGCAUUAUUCAUUGAGAAAUACGCAGAGGCUCAUUAUUUCUGA
Enterobius vermicularis (human pinworm) is the source of this 1827-nucleotide messenger RNA. Lineage: Eukaryota; Metazoa; Nematoda; Chromadorea; Rhabditida; Oxyuridae. The record is from the annotation of a GenBank genome assembly.